CACAGUUGAAAUCAUAAUCAAAUAUGGCUAUGCAAACCUCUCCUCUGCAAUUCCUCCUGCUCCUUUUCACCUUUCUAGCUCAGACAGAAAGAAUAACGGACAGGAGCAAUGGAGAUGUCGCAGAUGAUUUUUACCACCUUUACAAGGAAGACGUAAAGAUAAUGAAGGAAAUGAAUACAGACGCUUUCAGACUCUCCAUUUCGUGGUCAAGAAUACUACCCCGUGGAAAAAUAAGCGGGGGAGUGAACAAGGAAGGAACAAAUUUUUACAACAACCUCAUCGACGAGCUGCUGUCAAAUGGUUUGCAACCCUUUGUGACUAUCUUUCAUUGGGACCUUCCUCAGGCCUUAGAAGAUGAGUAUGGUGGCUUUUUAAGCCAUCGCAUCGUGGAUGAUUUUCGACACUUUGCAAAACUCUGCUUCAAAGAAUUUGGUGAUCGCGUGAAGCAUUGGAUCACUCUAAAUGAGCCAUUGACUUUCACUAGUACUGGUUAUGACACGGGCAUAUAUGCACCAGGCCGGUGUUCCAAAUGGGUAAAUGCAGCAUGUCAGGCGGGAAACUCCGCCACCGAACCUUACAUUGUUGGCCACCAUCUGCUACUUUCUCAUGCCGCAGCCGUCAAACUAUACAAGCAAAAAUACCAAGUUAUUCAAAAGGGCAAGAUUGGUAUUACACUGGUGACACCCUGGAUAGUACCUUACUCCAAAAAGAAACCUCAUAUUGAGGCAGCAUAUAGAGCCCUUGACUUCAUGUUUGGAUGGUAUAUGGACCCAAUUAUCUAUGGCGAUUAUCCAUUCAGUAUGAGAAAUAUUGUGAGACAAAGACUCCCAAAGUUCACCAAGAAGCAAUCAGAUAUGGUGAAAGGAUCUUUUGAUUUUAUCGGUAUAAAUUAUUACACUGCAGAUUAUGCAGCUAACAUUCCUGUUGCCAAUACCGUCAACAUUAGCUACUCAACAGAUUCUCUUGCUACUUUGACCACCAGUCGCAAUGGCAUUCUAAUCGGUUCACAGGCGGCUACAAGUUGGCUUCAUGUCUAUCCUAGGGGUUUACGAGAUCUUCUAUUAUACGUGAAAGAAAAAUACAACAAUCCUCUUGUUUACAUAACUGAAAAUGGGAUUGAUGAAUUCAAUAAUGCAACCUUAUCGCUAGAGCAGGCAUUGAAGGAUCCCAUGAGGAUAGAUUAUUACCACCGCCAUCUUUUGUUCCUUGAAAGAGCCAUUAAGGAGGGUGUAAAUGUGAAGGGAUACUUUGCAUGGUCACUGUUAGACGACUUUGAAUGGUCCUCUGGUUAUACUGUGAGGUUCGGCAUCAACUUCGUCGACUAUAAAAAUGGCAACAAAAGAUACCCUAAACAGUCGGCUAUUUGGUUCAAGAAUUUCCUGCAGAAAUUGGAGUAGCCGGCUACCUAUUCUGAGUAUCAUAUGUAAUAAUGAAAUCAUUCUGUUAUAAUUUUAGUUAAACCACAGCUUAUCUAAUCACUAGCCUUGUCGUUGUAUUGUUCUCAUGCAUUUGUGUUUUCAUGUUUCUCAUCAAUAAAUCUCAUGUAUGGGCGUUGCCUUCCUAUUUCUUAUUAAUAAAGUUUCCCUUGUGCCA
Messenger RNA from Mangifera indica (mango), 1593 nucleotides. RefSeq names its product beta-glucosidase 12-like. Gene Ontology annotation, molecular function: beta-glucosidase activity. NCBI's taxonomy places the organism in Eukaryota, Viridiplantae, Streptophyta, Magnoliopsida, Sapindales, Anacardiaceae. The transcript is spliced from 11 exons. Gene Ontology annotation, biological process: carbohydrate metabolic process. The record is from RefSeq and is a predicted model, not a curated record. The coding region runs from base 24 to 1397 and encodes 457 amino acids.